This is a messenger RNA of Ipomoea triloba (trilobed morning glory), 819 nucleotides long. Its product is annotated as cysteine protease-like. Gene Ontology annotation, molecular function: cysteine-type peptidase activity. The transcript has 7 exons. NCBI's taxonomy places the organism in Eukaryota, Viridiplantae, Streptophyta, Magnoliopsida, Solanales, Convolvulaceae. Gene Ontology annotation, biological process: proteolysis. The record is from RefSeq and is a predicted model, not a curated record. The coding region runs from base 1 to 819 and encodes 272 amino acids.
AUGAGGUUUCAAUCCGUGAGAGACGAGCUAAUUAGAGCUGCAUGCGCCGAGAGUGAGUACGGUACAGUUAAAGUUGAAGGAGUUGUUGCUAAAGAUGUCAUCAAUGCAUGCAGCUGCAUCAUUCAGAGAAUGGCUUUUAAUGGAGUUGAAAAUGUAGAGAAUGUCUUCACUCACACAGAAAAUCCAAAAGUAAAAUUACUAGAGGUUUUUGACCAAAAAUCUUUAGGUGGUUGCUUGGUAUUCCAAUCCAGAGAGCUUAUGGGGAUAAUGUAUGCAUUGGAACAUAACAAAUCUGAACACAUCAUGCUUUCAGCACAAGAACUUCUAGACUAUUUGCCCAAAAAAUUUCCAGAAAAGUACGGACGUGAAGAUGUCACAGCCUCAUUUUCAGCUCCACCCAGAUUUAUUAGGGAAUAUCUCACCAAGUAUGGUAUUUGCACAGAAACUGAUUAUCCUUUCAUAGGCAGGCGAAGCACGGAGGAUGAAAUAAAAGAAGUUGAAUUGUUAUUAAAAUAUAAAGCCAGUAGAGUUAUCAGAACAAAAAACUCACCAACAAGGGAAGCCUUCAUACUUGGAGAAAUUCAAAAAUAUCCUUUGAUUGGACUGUUGCAUUCUGAUAACCAUUUGUCCAUUCUUAAAAAAGGGGAAAUUUAUGAGAAUGGAAAUGGGCCAAAUAGACAUGCUGUUAUGAUUACUGGCUAUGGUGUGGUAAAUGGAAUCCCCUGCUAUGAAAUCAAGAAUACUUGGGGUAAUGCAUGGGGCAAACAAUGGUUUUGGCCUGAUCAGAAAAGAUGCAAUGCAUGCAUUUUUGUCUUUUGA